Messenger RNA from Clonostachys byssicola, 1473 nucleotides. The record is from the annotation of a GenBank genome assembly. NCBI's taxonomy places the organism in Eukaryota, Fungi, Ascomycota, Sordariomycetes, Hypocreales, Bionectriaceae.
AUGGUUUCCACCAAGCAACUCUCCCUAGCUGCGGCUGCAGCCCUUCUCUCCUUUUCCAACAAGGCCCUGGCCGAGUCCACCGAGGGCACUACCGACUUCGCCGUCCGUGCUGAGGGUGCCGAUGGCGGUGCUGUCCAAGACUUUGUCCUCAGAUCAGUCGACGAGGAGACCCUUCUUGCUCGCGAUGUCGAGGAGCUCGAGGAGCGUGACGAUGAGGAGCUAGAGGAGCGUGAUGAGGAUGAGCUCGAUGAGCGUGACUUUGACGAGGAGCUCGAGGUCCGUCGCUACGGUGGCGGUGGUGGCCAUGGAGGUGGUCACGGCCAUGGCGGCGGUCGCCACGCUCGUGAUCUUGAUGAAGAGCUCGAGGUCCGUGGCCCCGGUGGUCGCCGUGGAGGUGGUGGCUUCGGCGGUCGUGGUGGCUUCGGCGGUCGUGGUGGCUUCGGCGGUCGUGGUGGCUUCGGCGGCCGAGGAGGUGGUCGUGGAGGUGGCCGUCACUCUCGUGAUCUCGAAGAUGAGCUCGAGGUCCGUGGUCCCGGUGGUCGUCGCGGCGGCGGUGGCUUUGGAGGCCGUGGUGGCUUCGGUGGUCGCGGUGGCCGUGGAGGUGGCCGUCACUCUCGUGAUCUUGAGGAAGAGCUUGAGGUCCGUCGCUACGGUGGUGGUGGUGGUGGCCGUAGCCACGGCGGCGGUCGCCACACCCGUGAUCUUGAGGAUGAGCUCGAGGUCCGUGGCCCUGGUGGUCGUCGUGGAGGUGGUGGCUUUGGUGGCCGUGGAGGUGGCCGUGGUCACGGCGGUGGUCGCCACAGCCGUGACCUUGACGAGCUUGACGAGCGUGACUUCGACGAGGAGCUUGAAGUCCGCGGCCCCGGUGGUCGUCGCGGUGGCGGUGGCUUUGGAGGCCGUGGUGGAUUUGGCGGCCGAGGAGGUGGCCGUGGAGGUGGUCGUCACUCUCGUGAUCUUGAAGAUGAGCUUGAGGUCCGUGGUCCCGGCGGUCGCCGCGGUGGCGGUGGCUUCGGUGGACGCGGCGGUGGUCGUGGCCAUGGUGGUGGCCGUCACUCCCGUGAUCUCGACGAGCUCGAUGAGCGUGACUUCGACGAGGAGCUUGAGGUUCGUGGCCCUGGCGGUCGUCGCGGCGGCGGCGGCUUCGGCGGCCGUGGAGGUGGUCGUGGCCAUGGUGGUGGCCGUCACGGCCGUGACAUCGAUGAGCGUGACUUUGAUGAGGAGCUCGAGGUCCGUCGCUACGCCGGCGGUGGUGGCCACGGAGGUGGUCAUGGCCAUGGCGGCGGUCGCCACGCUCGUGACCUUUACGAGCUCGAGGAGCGCGACUUCGACGAGGAGCUUGAUAUCCGUGACCUUCUUGAGCCUGAGCUCGAGACUCGCGGCCGCAAGCGCAAGGGUAGAAAGGGCAAGGGCAAGAAGCGUGGUGGUCGCCGCCACAAGAAGCCCGCUGCCGAGGCUACUGAGUCCUCGGAGUAA